CAAACACAGCGCGGAGGUCGCUCGGCGAAGUUUGUCCCUUCGGCGGCACCGUCCCCCGCUGCGCCCGGCCCGGGUCACGUGAGCGAGACGCGCCCGGUGCCUGGGGCGGAGCAGGAGGUGUCGAGCUGCGGGAUCCCGGGCCGGGCGGGAGGGAUGGAGGCCACCUUGGAGCAGCACUUGGAGGAUACAAUGAAGAAUCCAUCCAUUGUUGGAGUCCUGUGCACAGAUUCACAAGGACUUAAUCUGGGCUGCCGUGGGACCCUAUCAGAUGAGCACGCCGGGGUGAUAUCCGUUCUAGCCCAGCAAGCAGCUAAGCUGACCUCAGACCCCACUGAUAUCCCUGUGGUGUGUCUAGAAUCAGAUAAUGGGAACAUCAUGAUCCAGAAGCAUGACGGCAUCACGGUGGCGGUGCACAAGAUGGCCUCCUGACGGCUUAUGGCGGUUCUCCAGCAGCCUGUCGUUGGGGCUUGAUCCCACCUGUGUAAAUUAUCUUAGACAACUACACCAGUCCCAAUAGGCCAUUUAUUUCGUGUGCAUUGGGCACUUGUCUCUUAAUUUCAGAGUAAGCUUCUUUUGGACACUCAAUGGACUGACUUAUCCAAAUAUUAAUAAGAAAGGAUCAUGUUUUGAAGCAGCAGGUCCCAGUCACUUUGUACAUAGAAUUUUCUUACAUUCAAUAAAUCUGGUCAGAGAAAAGCUUGGCUCUUUUCUGGACUGUUUAAAUUCUUAGCAAAUGUUCAUUUUUUUGAAUUACCAAAUUAUAUAUUUUUUAAAAUCUUUGCUCCAAGUCAGUCUCUUCUCUCUGAGAAGCUUCCUGAACUACAGACAGUCUCACACAAGUGUCCAUGGAUACUGAAAACCAAUUAAGCCUAUACCCACCCCAUAACAACAUAAUAGCUAUUAUCAUUAAGUACCUAUUAGAUACCAGGAACUCAUGUAAUUCUCACUGAUAACCCUAUUUGUACUCUUAGCUGCCCCAUUUUGCCUUUGUGUAACUAAGGCUAAGGGAUUUGCAGAGUAACUCAGGGACGCCUGGGCAGCUCAGACAGUUAAGCGUCCGCCUUAGGCUCAUACCAUGAUCCCAGAGUCCUGGGAUCGAGUCCCACAUCAGGCUUUCUGCUCACUGGGGAGUCUGCUGCUCCCUCUCUCCUCUGCCCCCCAUCCCACUCAUGUUCUCCCUCUCUCUUGCACUCUCAAAUAAGUAAAUAAAAUCUUAAAAAAAAAAAGACUCCCAACUCAGAGCUUGUACUUUGAACACCAGACCAUUAUAAAAAUAGGCAUGUUUGGUGAGAAAAAACUAACACCUGAACGUAGAAGACAACAUUAUCUUUUCUUUAACCUUUAUAGUUCUCAACAGCAGACUGGAGCACAGGCAGGCACAGAUGACCUGAUUUUGUUGAAUUUAAAUGCAGUCCUGUUACUCUUUAGCAAUUUAGUAUUUGACAGUAUAAAAAAAUCUCCAGAAUAUUAUUUAUUCCAAAAUAUCAAGCACCUCCAAAUACAAGAUACUAUAAGAGGAUACAAAGAUUUUGCAUUAAGACCUGGUUCCAGCCUUUGAGUUCGUACUCUGAUAGAAGGGAUGUGCACAUAUGUUGUCUUCACCAAUACUUGACAUGUAGUACAUGUUUGUUUUAUAUAUUAAAAAUUGUUCAUAUGUUA
Molecule: messenger RNA, 1659 nt
Organism: Lutra lutra (Eurasian river otter)
Lineage: Eukaryota; Metazoa; Chordata; Mammalia; Carnivora; Mustelidae
Gene: LAMTOR5
Product: late endosomal/lysosomal adaptor, MAPK and MTOR activator 5
Exons: 4
Coding region: 154-429 (91 amino acids)
Biological process (GO): cellular response to amino acid stimulus; positive regulation of TORC1 signaling
Cellular component (GO): lysosome; Ragulator complex; cytoplasm
Molecular function (GO): guanyl-nucleotide exchange factor activity
Source: RefSeq, a predicted model, not a curated record